UGCCUGUUUUGCUAAGUCAUCCUGGGACUGCUCAAAAGCAGUGAAAUCCUUUCUUGUCCUUCCUGGCUCCUCCUUCCUCUCCAUCCACUCCUGGACUUAGUUGGGCCCACACAGCGGGCCAGGGCUCACGGCACAUCAACCAUGGCUUACAUUGCCAAGUCUUUCUACGACCUCAGUGCCAUCAGCCUAGAUGGAGAGAAGAUAGAUUUCAACACGUUCCGAGGCAGGGCAGUGCUGAUUGAGAACGUGGCAUCUCUCUGAGGAACAACGACCCGGGACUUCAACCAGCUCAAUGAGUUGCAAUGUCGCUUUCCCAGGCGCCUGGUGAUUCUUGGCUUCCCUUGCAACCAAUUUGGACAUCAGGAGAACUGUCAGAAUGAGGAGAUCCUGAACAGCCUCAAGUACGUCCGCCCUGGGCGUGGCUACCAGCCCACCUUCACUCUUACCCAAAAGUGUGAGGUCAACGGGCAGAACGAGCACCCUGUCUUUGCCUACCUGAAAGACAAGCUGCCCUACCCCUACGACGACCCAUUCUCCCUCAUGACCGAUCCCAAACUCAUCGCCUGGAGUCCCGUGCGCCGCUCGGACGUGUCCUGGAACUUUGAGAAGUUCCUGAUAGGGCCAGAGGGGGAGCCCUUCCGCCGCUACAGCCGCACCUUCCAAACCAUCAACAUCGAGCCCGACAUCAGGCGUCUCCUCAAAGUUGCCAUCUAGAUGGGGGCUGCUCAGCGAGGAUUUCCCCGUUUCCAGGCCCCACGCAUUCUUCCUCGGGACUCAGUGUACCCUCAGGAGACACUGGGGGACUGACGCGGUUCCCUUGGUGUUAACCCCUCCACUGAAGCACCUUGCCUUCUCUGCCUGCCUGUCUUAACUCCCUCAAGGCUCUUGGGGAGUCCAUUUGGGGUUCUAAGUCUGGGGCAGCCUCUGGGCCUUCACAGAAUGAUGGCACCUUCCUAAACCCUUACGGGAGAUGUCUGAGAAGUUGUGGAGGGCCCAAAGGCAGCCUGCUUUAGAGUCCAAUAAAAGGCAGGUGUGGAAAUGGC
This is a messenger RNA of Psammomys obesus (fat sand rat), 1043 nucleotides long. RefSeq names its product glutathione peroxidase 2 (gene Gpx2). The record is from RefSeq and is a predicted model, not a curated record. The transcript has 2 exons. Gene Ontology annotation, molecular function: glutathione peroxidase activity. Gene Ontology annotation, biological process: response to oxidative stress. NCBI's taxonomy places the organism in Eukaryota, Metazoa, Chordata, Mammalia, Rodentia, Muridae.